AACCAAAGAGGGGAGAAGUGACAGAACUUGGCAGUAUUCUUUCAUCUGUGGAGUGUUGCUCUGCUCUGCUCUCAUAUGGAUUAAAUCCUUUAUGAUCAACGGCUCUGGGUUUCAUAAAUAGUAUUUUCAUAAAUUUUCUUGAAACUCAACAGUCUUUCAAUGUUCUCAAAUGCAUCUAAGUGAAGAACAUCAUUUUCUCCUGCUGGAUCCAUGAGCCAGAUGAACCUUUACACCUCUGCCCACAUUCUCCACCAGACCCAGGUGAAGAGUGUGUGUGUUCUUGUGCUCCUGUAUAUUCCUCUGGGUAUGAUGGACAUCCCUGGACCAUGCAAGCACUCCAUAACCAAAGAUCACCUGCACCAGAUAAAUCAUCUGAUCAGUAACCAGAUGAGGAAUGGAUGUUCAAUAUCCUACAUGUUCAUCGAGAAGAGAAAUCUGAGCUCAGUGUGUUAUGUGAAAGCAGCUCUGCCGCGUGUGCUGGACUUGCUGAGUGCACACUUUCAAUAUUCCCGAGGCUCAGAGGGCGCUCAGUCGGUCCUCUUUCUACAGAACCUCAUCCACAACAUCUACUCACAGCACUGUGUACCACCUCUUAACGAAGAACUCGAGGAGAUCCCAGUGGCGUUUCUGAAGCAGUUCACAGAUUCCCCCGUUCAAGCCUUACAGAGAGCUAAGGAGGUUCUGGAUAUCUACCUACAGCUCAUCACACAAACCAACACAGCUGUGGACUGGAGCUGUGCAGUGGAAUACAGCUACAGCUUCACGACUCCUGUCAGUACAGAGCUGCCCAGCACACAUGGCACAGAGGCCACGCAAGUGCAGCUGGGCCAUGAGCAGAACUCGUCUGAUUUGAGUUUCUAUAAACUGGGCUUCAUCGUGUUAGCAGCAUGCGGUGGAAUCUUCCUGCUUAUCACUGUCUCUUGCUUCAUACACAGAAAGAAAUUUCAUCGACUUCCAAGACCAGACGUGGAUUUAGACACAUGGUCCAAUGUCAGUCAGAUAGGGUUCUGCUCAACAGAUCUGAAUCGAAUGGAUCUGAUCAUCUGAAGAUUCUACAAAAUCCAAACUCCACAUCUUCCCUUGUGAAUUACAGAGUUUUCACAAACAAAACAAAAACACCUGCAUUACUUCUAUAGUCACCACCACAUGCU
Hemibagrus wyckioides is the source of this 1151-nucleotide messenger RNA. It is a transcript of the gene csf1b, whose product is annotated as colony stimulating factor 1b (macrophage). NCBI's taxonomy places the organism in Eukaryota, Metazoa, Chordata, Actinopteri, Siluriformes, Bagridae. The record is from RefSeq and is a predicted model, not a curated record. The transcript is spliced from 8 exons. Gene Ontology annotation, molecular function: cytokine activity; growth factor activity. The coding region runs from base 211 to 1047 and encodes 278 amino acids. Gene Ontology annotation, cellular component: membrane.